Messenger RNA from Tarenaya hassleriana, 2168 nucleotides. Its product is annotated as calmodulin-lysine N-methyltransferase. The transcript has 7 exons. Gene Ontology annotation, molecular function: calmodulin-lysine N-methyltransferase activity. NCBI's taxonomy places the organism in Eukaryota, Viridiplantae, Streptophyta, Magnoliopsida, Brassicales, Cleomaceae. Gene Ontology annotation, cellular component: cytoplasm. The record is from RefSeq and is a predicted model, not a curated record. The coding region runs from base 752 to 1795 and encodes 347 amino acids.
AUCUUUUCAAGUUGUCAUGGCUAAUCUCCUUUUCCGCUUCGUCGUCAUCCUCCACUUCAUGAAUGAGCUGAUCCAUGGUCACGUCUCCGCACCACUGAAUCCCUUUUAUCAGUUGCCCAGAACCCGAAGCGAUCAGCUUCUCGUCAUCCCACUGUAAUCCUCCACGUUGGCCGCCAACUGCAUCCAGUACAUAGUUUAUUGCUUCUACACCAUCUCCUUCCUCUCCCCAUUCAGCUCCGGCUGCGAAUUCUCCUUCGCCACCGUCGCAACCAACAAACACCUCUUUCCCCUAUCUCAUUCACCUUUUUCUGACACUUUCCGCACCGCGAACGGCUGUCAUCCGACAAGAUCGGUCUAGGUUCUCGAGCAACGGCUCUUGCCCCUUCGACGCAAUCUGCAAUCCGUAGUUCAGCAAUCAGCAUACCGUUCUUUUCCUCCGAUUUCGAUUUAGGGUUUUUGCUGGGCCCUUCGUGGUCUCUGAAUCCGACCCGGUUUCCUGUUUCGCUCAAGAAGCUCACUCAUCUAAAUCACCGCAACCUUCGCAAACCCUUUCGUCCCCGUACAAAGCCGCUAACAGGAACAGCGGUUUUUCCGGAAAAAAGUCUUUAGAAACCGCUGGGUGAAUUAGCGGGUUUAGUAAGAAGACCAAGACCGCCGUCGUCGUUUGGGAGAGCUACGGCUGAGGAAGCAGCGGAAGCCUGAACGAUUCAUCCAUGGAAGCACCGCCGAUUUCUUCUUCUUCUUCUCUCAGAUGGAAGAUCCUUCGUCAAGCACUACUUCGCAAAUCAGAUUCCGAGACCCAAGACAGGAUCAAGCGGAUUUCCAGAAAAUCAAGCCAAGGAUUCAACUUGAUCCCCUUUCGCGUGGUGGGUUCGUCGCCGGAAACGGAGAAUUCUCGGGAGUCCUGCGUUUGCUACACAUUACCCAUCUCCGGGUCCCCGAAACUCCAUCUGACGUUAGAAAUAUUAUUUUCGCCAUUAAUCUAUUCCUUUUGGCAUUUCGUCGAACCCAAUGCCCAAAGCUGUUGAUGUUGUUUCACAGAUUAAGAAUGCGGACAGUAACUAUUCGUUUCCCUCGUACGUUAUUCACUUUUGGUGUUUCUCCCAAAUUCUCAUGCAGACAAAAAGCCGAUAAUUGCACUGAUCUUAGCGACUUUGAGAUAUCUAAUCGGCACAACAUCGACAAUACAGGACUUGUCUGUCAGUGGCCCUCUGAAGAAGCUCUUGCAUACUUUUGCCUGUCUCAGUGUGAUCUUUUCAGAGGUAAAAGAGUAAUUGAGCUUGGAGCGGGUUAUGGGUUGGCCGGCUUAGUAAUCGCUGCUGCCACUGAAGCAUCGGAAGUGGUGAUCUCAGAUGGAAAUCCUCAAGUAGUUAACUAUAUUGAGCGUAAUAUAAAAUCCAACUCCAAUACAUUCGGCAGCACAAGUGUGAAAGCCAUGGAGUUGCAUUGGAAUCAAGAAGAUCUUUCCGAUUUAACCGGCGCUUUUGACAUCAUCGUGGCAAGUGAUUGUACCUUUUUCAAAGAGUUCCAUGAGCAUCUUGCUAGGAUCGUCAAGAUGCUGCUUAAAGCCAAAGAACCAUCUCAGGCUUUAUUCUUCAGCCCCAAGAGAGGCGACUCGUUGGGCAAAUUUCUUGCGGAAAUUGAAGAUACGGGUUUGAAUUUCAGCUUAACCGAAAACUAUGACUCGGAAGUUUGGAAGCGUCACCAGGUGCUUAUGAAUGGAGACGGCUCUUGGCCUAGCUAUGAACAAAACCACUCCUACCCUUUACUUGUCCGGAUCACUAAUCCGAAUUAGCCAACUAGGGACCGGGAAUAACGCAGAGAUGCCCUUAUCUUCCUUUUUAGCAUAAUAGAGGGUCCACACACGCACGAGUAGGCAAAGCCGUUCGCCUAAAGGACGAUUCAUAACAAUAUGGAAAGAAAAAAAAAAGCUACAAGAUUAGAUGCUCAGCAUUGAUGGAUUAUAUUAUCUCUGUAGUUUCUAGUUGUGUGGUUUCGGCCCCUUUUUUUAAUGCGUUGAUUAGUAAAAGAUGGAAAAAUUGAGGAAUCAUAGGAGAUGGACCCUGGGUCGUCUUCUUUGUUCUGGAAGAACCUGUGUUUUUGUUCAACUGUGGGUCCUCUCCUUGUGGUUAGGUUCCAUUUCCCGAUGCCGAUUUGAUGGGCACUUU